Acanthoscelides obtectus is the source of this 624-nucleotide messenger RNA. The record is from the annotation of a GenBank genome assembly. NCBI's taxonomy places the organism in Eukaryota, Metazoa, Arthropoda, Insecta, Coleoptera, Chrysomelidae.
AUGAGUACCUUCAAGUGCCCUAACUGUUUGAUGAAUACGUCCCGUCAGGGAUCGUCAAUAUCGUGUGAUGGUUGUAAUAAGGAUGUACACCUCACUUGUGUAGGUCUCAGUGCUGAUGAGGUAAGGGUUACUCGUAAUAUACAUGCACCGUUGCGUACAGCGAGGGUAUGCAAGCCCUUUGCUCACUGGUUAACGCAAAACUUAAGAGCUAUUUUCAAGCAGAGGGAUGCAGCUUUAAUAAAAUACAAACACAAUAGGACAAAUCAGAACUGGACAGAAUACACAGAACUGAGAAAUUAUGCUCUUGCAUCAAAGCGUAGAGAAAAGGCUGGUUAUCUUCAGCACAUACAAGAAACUAAUAAUUCAUCCUCUUUAUAUAAGGGUAUAAGGAAUUUGAACAUGCAGGCUAAGAAGCGUAACCACAUACCUGUUAGUUUACGUAACGCAACGCAGAUAAUGAUAAAGUAUGCAAGACCGUAUUUGGGACCUUUGAAAAAUGUCAGCCACAUAAAAAAAUGGUUUCGAGCACCUAAAAAUGGUGCAAGGUCUUUGAAAUUCAGGAUACCUGUAUGCAUGAAUGAUAAGGGCGUUGUCAAGACAACAUUCAGGCUUGCGGACUCAUAG